This is a messenger RNA of Anopheles marshallii, 2703 nucleotides long. RefSeq lists its product as uncharacterized. The transcript is spliced from 15 exons. Lineage: Eukaryota; Metazoa; Arthropoda; Insecta; Diptera; Culicidae. Gene Ontology annotation, molecular function: extracellular ligand-gated monoatomic ion channel activity; transmembrane signaling receptor activity; chloride channel activity. The record is from RefSeq and is a predicted model, not a curated record. The coding region runs from base 1 to 2703 and encodes 900 amino acids. Gene Ontology annotation, biological process: chemical synaptic transmission; signal transduction; nervous system process. Gene Ontology annotation, cellular component: neuron projection; synapse; membrane.
AUGGGUUACUCGUGCGAAAGUGCGCAUCUACAGUAUCGACCAGUACGAUCGGACCGCAACCAGCGAAGUUGGUCAACCGAGCCACUGCAGCUGGACACCAGAACAGCCGGUGACAUCCGUCAACCACUAACCACGACCGCAACCGACCGCAGCAGCCGCACACCGCCAACCCAGCCGCCCGAUCACCCUCCCUGGGUGACACCGACCCCGGACAUCGCAUCGAGGAUUUCUCCACCGAGAAGCACCCUCAGCCUUCACCAAGGGUUCUGCGACGAAACCGAACCUACCGAGAAGGAAAGGAUCGUCCUGGCCACGCUUAAGAAACGGCGAAGAAGUCUAUCCCCCACCGAUCCCACCAAUCCUGCCACCAUUCCCCGGUGGCACUCCUCCUUCAACCUGCUGCGUCCGUCGACCGUGUUUGACGGAUACUCGACGAUCGUGCUCGAAAAGCUGUCCCGCUUCAUCAGCCGCCAUGUUGCAGUGAGCGGACGACCACUCGCACCAUGCCACCAGCAUGCCACCACUCCACAGCAUGGUUCCCCUGGCCCGGCAUCGUCCACUAGCGCUACGAGUCGUCGACCAAUGACGCGCAUCACACCGUCCACCAGCUCCAGCCCGGGCGAGCAGCGAAGGCAUGCCGGUGGCGAGGACGCACACUGCCGCAGCGGGGCGCGAACGGAAGCGCAACGCGCGGAACCAACGCAAUUCCACGCCCGCACUGUGCAGCGGGACGUAGCGGCGGCCACUAGCCGGCCCGCCAGUAGCCACCAUCUUGUAAGACAUUCACUUUGUUUAUACGCAGCCUCUAGUGUACUACUAGCGUUAUGUUAUCUAACGAUACCAACAGUUGCCUCAGACACAGCGCACCCCAUCAGAAGAGGAAGAGUUCGAUUCGCCGAAGGGAAGUCGGAUAAGGAAAUUUUAGACCAUCUGUUAAAAAACUCCCGUUACGAUAAGCGUUUGCUACCACCAGUGGACGAUGCGGAUUUUUGCUGUGGCAUGCACACGCCGGAAAUGGCUAAACACAUACCGGAUAUGCGUGUUCCAGGACGACCCCAGAAUCGUGGUACAUUGACUGUGAACGUUAGCGUUUUACUAUUAAGCUUAGCGUCACCCGACGAAUCUAGUUUGAAAUACGAGGUGGAAUUUCUGCUGCAGCAGCAGUGGUUCGAUCCGCGGCUCCGAUACGCAAACCAGUCCCAGUACGAGUAUCUGAACGCGAUACACCACCACGAAGACAUUUGGUUACCGGAUACGUACUUCAUCAUGCACGGCGACUUUAAGGAUCCGAUCAUACCGAUGCACUUUGCGCUCCGGAUAUACCGCAAUGGAACGAUUAAUUAUCUAAUGAGGAGGCAUCUGAUACUGUCCUGCCAGGGACGGUUGAACAUAUUUCCCUUCGAUGAUCCACUGUGUUCUUUUGCUUUAGAAAGCAUAUCGUACGAACAAUCGGCAAUAACGUACGUCUGGAAGAAUGACGAGGACACUCUCCGCAAGAGCCCUUCGCUGACGACCUUAAACGCCUACUUGAUACAGAACCAAACAAUUGCCUGCCCCAUCAAAGCUAGCUGGAGAGCCGAAGGACAAACGUUGUCGGUAGAAGACGAAGAGUUUCUUUGUAAUUUAUGUCAGAGACGAUUUGAGGAGCAAGGAAAUUACAGUUGUCUGAAAGUGGAUUUAAUAUUUACAAGAGACCGAGCGUUCUAUUUCACGACCGUCUUUAUACCGGGCAUCAUACUGGUGACGUCAUCGUUCAUCACCUUCUGGCUAGAAUGGAACGCCGUCCCGGCCCGCUCGAUGAUAGGUGUAACGACCAUGUUGAAUUUUUUCACCACCUCAAACGGUUUCCGCAGUACACUUCCGGUCGUGUCGAACCUGACGGCGAUGAACGUGUGGGACGGCGUGUGCAUGUGCUUCAUCUACGCCUCGCUGCUGGAGUUCGUCUGCGUCAACUAUGUCGGCCGGAAGCGGCCGUUGCACAACGUUGUAUAUAGACCUGGAGAGAAUCCAGUUACUCAGCGUCUUCCAGCUGUCCUAAGCAGGAUCGGAAUAAUUCUCGCUAGUCCCCUGGAAACAAUUGACCGCGAGUUUCACACCGCCAUUGCCGCGGAGAAGACUGCACCGGCCACUGGCACGGUCUCCUCUGCUGCUGCCGCUACUGUUGCCAACGCCGCCGCCACCACCAACGCCGCCACUACCGGUCGCAUCGCGCAAACGCAACCGCAUCGCAAUGUACAGCUAGCUCCAGCAGCCGCCACAGCAACACCUAGCGCCACCACAGCCGCCGUCGCCUCUGGUGCCGCCGGUCAGCGACCGGCGCAAGCCGCUGUGGUGCUGUGCGAGGAGGGACUUUCCACCGAUACGUCCGCCGAACCCGGCCUAAUCCGCCGCCGUCCCACGGUCGAGACGAAGCUUAACGAGGCCGGCCUCAUGGAAACGAGCUUUGGUGUCAAGAAGCGGGAAUCCGGUGGACCGAACGAGAUCGUCGCGUGUACCAGUUGUGCGGGCGGUACGAGCCCCUGCACACACUCGGCGAACAAUGGCUGUGCAACAGAGACGUGCUUCGUGCAAGUGCGCAAAAAGGAACCGCCGCAUCCGAUACGCGUCGCAAAGACGAUCGACGUGAUCGCGCGCAUUACCUUCCCGUCGGCGUACGCCGUGUUUUUGAUAUUUUUCUUCAUCCACUACAAAGGAUUCUCCUAG